GUCAUUAAAUGGAUUAAUAAAUUUUUCUUCUCUCUUUGAGUUAUUCUUGAUUUUUGUUCUGGUUGAUUUUCCUUCUUUGAUUAGGGUUUUACAGCAUAGAGAGAAAUGGGAGGGAAAGGAAAGAGAAGGAGAGAGAAGAACUACAGGGCUGCUCAUGGUGGCUACAGCGGCCUCCCUCCGCCACCCAAUCCUUCUCAGCUUGAUGCUUUACCUUCCAAACUCCGCCAAAUCAUGUCUUUCUCGCAACGCCCAGAUGGAGCUAAUGGGUCGUCGAAGAACCAGAAUAACAAUGAUGGGCACGCCCAAAAUAAGACUACUUCAAAGGACAAAAGUGAUGUUCGAACUAAAGAUGUCAAAGAGGGGAACACUAAUGAACAAUUGGAGGAGCUUCAACAUAUAGAUAAGAGUGAAGAACAACUUCCGGAAAGUGGUGCAAUUGACAAGAAAAAGAAAAAAAGAAAGAGGAAGGAGGUUAAAGAUUUGAGGUUUGAAAUGGAAGUGGAUAAAGCAAGCUCCCAGUUAAAAAGAAGGGAGCGUAAGAAAAAGUAUUUGGAAGCAAAGAAGAAGAAGCACAAAAAGUCCCAUGAAGAAGAAAUGGGCUUCCCUGGACAUGAAAAAAUAGAAUUUGGAGAUAUUGUGCAAGCCCCACCAAAGUUAUCUGUUCCUCCAAGGGCAUUCAAGAAUGCUUCCCAAGAGAGACUUAGACUACAGGCUAUAGAAGAGUACAGGAGUCGUAAAGGAUGGACAUCAAGGCCAGGAAAUCACCUUCCACCUCCUGUCACUACGUUGGAUUCUUAAAUCACUGGCAUCUUCUGCCACCUUGUCUGCCAUGCAGAGUAGUACAAAUUACUUGAACAGAGAAAAAGAAUCAACAUGGUUUCUCUGUUUUUCCUUGGAGGUAGGUUUAUCUUCAUCCAGGGACAAUUUAUCUUUGUUUUUUUUUUUUUUUUAAUUUUUUCUGAUGACACAUUUUUACAUGUGUUGAACUUAUUUGUUACAUUGUACAAUCCUUGGAAAGCCAAUUUACUAAGCUCAUAGGGUAGCUAAAUUUUGUUAGAAUGUAAGAUAUCAGCUCAAACUUCUGUUGCUUUUUAGAUUUUGUAUCUAAAUUCAUGUUAUUGUUUA
This is a messenger RNA of Vigna radiata var. radiata (mung bean), 1125 nucleotides long. RefSeq names its product glutamic acid-rich protein. The coding region runs from base 106 to 798 and encodes 230 amino acids. NCBI's taxonomy places the organism in Eukaryota, Viridiplantae, Streptophyta, Magnoliopsida, Fabales, Fabaceae. The transcript has 5 exons. The record is from RefSeq and is a predicted model, not a curated record.